GAGACACUACCUCCUUGGGAGGUUCCGUCAGGACUGAUCAUCAGACCCUGAAGUGGAUGAGAACCCAGCCUGUGCUUUCUGAUGCGCUGAAACGCUCGAUCGAAGUCAUUGAGCAGUAUGACUUCGAGCCCCAGUACAUCAAAGGAGAGUACAACAAAGUUGCUGAUGCGGUGUCGCGUAGGCCAGACUUUCUAGGUGCGCUGAUUACUGAGUUUGGGCUUGCGGACGAUGUUACUCGCUCUUUGGUGGAAGCCUAUCGCGAGGAUCCGUUUAUGGCUGAGAUCAUACGCAGACUCGAGGCGAAGGACAAAGCGACUUCAGCUGAGUUUGAGUUGGUCAAUGGCCUGCUGUUCCUUGAGAAGGCCGCAAAUAAACGUUUGUGUGUGCCUAAUCAGGAGUCUUUGCGUAGUUUAUUUCUAGGCGAAUGUCAUGAUGCCACAGGACAUUUUGGUUACCAGAAGACUGCGGCCAAUUUGCUGCAGCAGUUCUGGUGGCCCACAAUGAUGAGAGACGCCAAGCUGUACGUGGAGACUUGUCAGGUUUGUCAGAGAGACAAGCCACGUACACAGGCCCCUCUUGGGCUUCUUAAGCCCCUUCCGAUACUGGGAAGGCCUGGUGAGAGCCUGUCCAUGGACUUCAUGGAUACGCUGGUCACCAGCAAGAGUGGAAUGCGAUACGUCUAUGCCAUUGUGGAUAGGUUCAGCAAGUAUGCUAGGUUAGUCGCAAUGCCUGCAACAGCCAAGACCGAGUAUGUGAUUAAACUCUUCAAGGAGAACUGGGUCAGGGACUUUGGACUUCCUAAGUCUAUUGUUAGUGACAGGGAUGUCAGGUUCACAAGUCCUGCUUCAGCUUCCUUCGGAGGUCAUACGAACCCACAAGGCAAGUAAAAAACUUAGGAUGGCGUGAUAAAGCAUCAACAACACG
Messenger RNA from Chara braunii, 924 nucleotides. The record is from the annotation of a GenBank genome assembly. NCBI's taxonomy places the organism in Eukaryota, Viridiplantae, Streptophyta, Charophyceae, Charales, Characeae.